AUGAGCGACCAAAGCACCGAGAAGCCUGCACAUGCAGCACAUCCCAGGAGUCCGCAUACUCCUGGCGAUCUCGCUGGUAGUAGCGAUGCGUCUCUCAAUGAAACCAGCCAGCGUAUCAUUCAGGGAUGGAGAUGGGCCGUUGCCUAUGCAGCUAUGCUGUCUACAACACUCCUUUUCGCUAUCGACAACACCAUCGUUGCCAACAUCCAACCCAGUAUCAUCAACGACUUUGGACAUCUCGAGCUCAUGUCAUGGAUUGGUACGGGCUUUGCUCUCGGUACCAUGUUCAUCCUCCUCUGGGGCAAAGUAUACGGCGUCUUCAACAUCAAAUGGGUCUACAUUUUCAACAUCUUCCUCUUCGAAGCUGGAAGCGCUGUAUGCGGUGCUGCACCUAACAUCCAAGCCCUCAUCAUCGGUCGAGUUAUCGCUGGCGUCGGCGGUUCUGGAAUGUAUUCCGGCACUUUGACAUAUGUCUCGGUCCUUACCAACCGGCAAGAGAAGCCGGCUUACCUUGCUGGAAGUACUGUCGUGUGGGGUAUUGGCAGUGUUCUUGGUCCCGUUAUUGGUGGCGCAUUCGCAGCAAGCAGUGCGACCUGGAGAUGGGGCUUCUACAUCAAUCUUCCCAUCGGCGCUGUUUUUGCCCCUGCAUACUUUCUUCUAUUCCCCAGUACCGACCCCAACCCUACCAAAACUCUCGCGGAGAAACUUCGCCUUGUCGAUUGGAUUAACGCUGUCAUCUUCCUGGCGGGGUCUGCGUGCCUGACCGUCGCACUCACCUUCGGCGGUGUCGUGUACUCAUUCCACUCAUGGACCAUUAUUGCACUGUGGACUGUCACGGGUGUUCUUCUCGUUGCUUUUAUCGUCUUGCUUAAGCUGCAUCCUCUAGUCCCUAAGGAGAACCGCUUGUACCCCUUGCACUUCUUCAAGGAGUGGAUUCUGAUUAACAUGCAGCUCCAAGUCUUUCUAUCUUCAGGCAUUGUUCUAGCCAUGACUUACUUCGUCCCUCUGUACUUUCAAUUCAUCAAGGGCGACGGAGCACUCGAGGCUGGCGUUCGCCUACUCCCUUUGAUCAUGUUCAUGGUUACUGUCUCAAUGUUGAAUGGGUUCCUGAUGCCAAAAUACGGAAUGAUUCCUGCUUGGUACAUUGGAGGUAGUGCCCUUGUGCUCAUCGGUAGUGCUCUAAUGUAUACCAUUGAUGAGACCACAACCAACGACAAGGUAUAUGGUUACAACAUACUUGUCGGAGCCGGAGCCGGAUGUUAUAUUGUCGCUGGGUUCGCCAUCAUGCAGUCACUGGUUCCCGCCCACGAGAUUGCCAAUGCAGAUCUCGGAAUGGUACUCUUCCUCGCCAUCAGCGGCAGCCUCUUCCACAACGUCGCCGUUGACAAAGUGGGCAACGCCCUACCAGCGACCUCCGACGCUGAUAUUGGCAACCUGAUUGCGGGCACCAGCAGCGCCGUGUUCAAAGCCCUCUCUGAAGAUGAAAAAGCCGUGGUUAUCCCGGAGAUCGCAAGUGCUAUGAAGAGCAUCUGGGCCUUUUUUAUGGCGGCCGCCGCGCUCAGUUUCGUGUGCGCUUGUCCACUGGUGAAAGCCAAGUUUGGAGGAAAGAAGAUUGAGCCAACUGCUAUAGCCUAA
This is a messenger RNA of Fusarium redolens, 1635 nucleotides long. Its product is annotated as major facilitator superfamily domain-containing protein. The transcript has 9 exons. Gene Ontology annotation, biological process: transmembrane transport. Gene Ontology annotation, molecular function: transmembrane transporter activity. The record is from RefSeq and is a predicted model, not a curated record. NCBI's taxonomy places the organism in Eukaryota, Fungi, Ascomycota, Sordariomycetes, Hypocreales, Nectriaceae. Bases 1 to 1635 code for a protein of 544 amino acids.